UAAAAGGAAGGAGGGAGAGAGUGACAGUAGAGUGAAUUAACAGGGGACAUAUAGUGAGAUGAGAUGCACCCCUUUAACCAAACAGACACAACCGAAGUUGAGAGAGGACACCGGGAGCGAGUCCCAUUUAUUUCAGUUACCUGAAAACGUUAUUGAUGUGGGAGUGGUGGAUUGGUGUAUUAUUGGGUGUGUCUAGCCUGGCUAAAUUCAGUUCAUUUUCGGAGAUGCUGAUGGGGCUGUGUAUUCUUGGGAUUUCAGAAAAUCACUUGUUUGUUCUCGGCUUGUGACACUCAAAUCCGCUGAACCAAGCAACUCACUAGUCUAGUAGCCUAGAGUUCUUCAGAGCGCAGAACGGAUUCAGGUAGCUUCCGAGAAAAUCUCUCCUGCACACCUGAGACACUUAGACAUAACUGUUCUGCAUAGCAUACAUCUGGACAUAACUGUGCUUACAGUAUACGACGGAAGUUUCAGUCGAUUGGCAGAUCAAUAGGAUUGUCUUCAACCGCGCGCUCGUUCUAUGGGUCAGUUAUCCACGCAUAACUAGUUCUCGACUCCUACCUGUCUCCCCUUGAGUAUUGGUCCUGCAGCUAUAUAUCGAAAAGUCAGCAUCAUUCACCACAGCAAGCAAAAGACACAUCAAGAAACAUGGACACUCCAGGUGGAGGUGUCAUUCUGUAUGCGCGCUCCUCCGGCAGCCCCAGCCCUGGCAGCCCGUCCAGUGGGUACCAGACCCAGUCCCCCUCCUCCACCCUCUCCCAGCCCUCCUCCCCAGAGGAGAUCACCUUCACAGAACUCGGGUCCCUGAAGGGCCAGAGAGGGGGAGGAUGCACACCUCCAUCAUCCUCCAAGCUGGUGUUCCACUUCCCAGAAGUCUACAAUGUGGCUACAUCAACGUCCACCCACCAGCACUCGUACCAACACCCCAUCGCUGGGAAAAGGCCUAGUGGAUUCACAGGACCUUUCACCAAGACUGGCGGUAUGGUGCUCCUGUGUACAGUGUGUGGAGACAUUGCAUCUGGGUUCCACUACGGAGUGCACGCCUGUGAGGGUUGCAAGGGCUUCUUCCGUCGCAGCAUUCAGCAAAACAUCAACUACAAGAUGUGUGUGAAGAACGAGAACUGCCUCAUUAUGAGAAUGAACCGCAACCGCUGCCAACACUGUCGCUUCAAGAAAUGCCUCUCCGUGGGCAUGUCCAGAGAUGCUGUGCGUUUUGGCCGUAUCCCUAAGAGGGAGAAGCAGAGGCUUCUGGAUGAGAUGCAAAGCUACAUGAACAGCCUGAAUGAGUCUGCCACCAUGGACAUAGAGUCCUCCCCCGUCUCCGAAGCCCCUCCCAGCCCAGCAGAGGUUCCUUCUAAAGAGGCCAUCAGAGCCAUCUCGCGGGCCUAUCAGGACAUCUCUUCCAGCAGCCAAGACAGGGCAGCCAAGAGUGAACUCAACAUCACCAACUUACCAACAACAUCUCUGUUCAAGAGCAACACAUCUCAGGAGACCAGCUACGCCAAUGGCUCCUCCCACCUCGGCUCUGACUCCACCCAGGGGUACCAGUCCUGUCCUGCAGGCCUUGCCCCUCACUGCCCAGACACCAAUGACAACCACCAUACGUUCCCCUCUGUGGACAAAAGUCGCUAUAGUUGCCCCGCUACUUUGUCCAAUCAUGACCACGGACAGUCUAAUGUGGGCACAACUCAACGGGGCAGCUCGGCCAAUCACAACAGUUUCUCCAUGAAGGAAGAGACCCAAGAGCCGCAAACUCAGACAUCCUGUCCAUGGAAAUUAGCUGCUGGAACCAAAGUGCUGGCCUGUCCUCUCAAUGCGUGUCCUGUAUCUGCGGCCAGUCGUUCUGGACAGCAGAUAUGGGAGUCUUUCUCCCAGUGUUUCACCCCGGCAGUGAGGGAAGUGGUUGAGUUUGCUAAGGGUAUCCCUGGCUUCCAGGAGCUCAGCCAGCACGACCAGGUCAUGCUGCUCAAAUCAGGCACCUUCCAGGUGUUGAUGGUGAGGUUUUGUACAAUGUUUAACCCUGAGGAGCGGACGGUGACCUUCCUGAAUGGCCAGACGUACCCUCUGUCCACCCUGCGGGCGCUGGGGAUGGGGGCGCUGCUCGACGCCAUCUUUGACUUUAGUGAGAAGCUGGGAACUCUGAGGCUGGAGCCUGAUGAGAUGGCUCUGUUCAUGGCCGUGGUGCUGGUCUCUGCAGACCUUUCUGGCAUCGUUGAUAUGGGGGCAGUAGAACAGCUCCAGGAGGGGUUAAUCCGUGCCCUGCAUUCCCUCAUCCACUGCCGUCGUCCCGACGAGAGCGCGUCCAUCUUCCCCAAGCUGCUCCUGCACUUGCCCGACCUGCGCACCCUCAACAACCUGCACUCCGACAAGCUGCUGGCCUUCCGGAUUGACUCGUGAACAGCCCUGAACACACACACACACAUAGCAAUUCAGAACUCGCCGACCACCACCACUCUCUCAGGGCAAGACUUCCCAGGAGAUUGAGGAACACUGACUUGGGCAAUCAAUCAACAACAACAACAAAUGUUCACGAUGCAUGUUUGAAAAAGGACAAUAAUUAAUAUAUUGAUCUCCAUCCUGUUUUCAUGCACACACACACACACACACACACACACACAACCACAUUUGGGCAAAGAUAGUCUGUUAGAACGUACAUCAGUGUUUUAGGCUUACCGUUACCCUUUUGAACAGGUGUGUAUUGGCAGUUUACCCGUUGUUUUCCAGUCUUUAAGAGACCAAAAGCCAAAAGUUCACUUACUUGUUUAACUUAUUCCUAAUCUCCUGACCAUUGCCAAACCACAGUUGAGAGAGAAUCAGAGAGGAAGAUGUUUGUGGACAAUGAUAAGUUUAGGGACCAUUAUUGGUGACUGAAUGUGUGGGUGUUUAGUGUUUGUAUAAGAGAAAGGGACCCUGUAUAUAAUAAUACAUACAAUUUACACUUAA
Molecule: messenger RNA, 2940 nt
Organism: Oncorhynchus nerka (sockeye salmon)
Lineage: Eukaryota; Metazoa; Chordata; Actinopteri; Salmoniformes; Salmonidae
Product: nuclear receptor subfamily 1 group D member 1-like
Exons: 8
Coding region: 646-2394 (582 amino acids)
Biological process (GO): negative regulation of transcription by RNA polymerase II; hormone-mediated signaling pathway; cell differentiation
Molecular function (GO): RNA polymerase II cis-regulatory region sequence-specific DNA binding; nuclear receptor activity; zinc ion binding
Source: RefSeq, a predicted model, not a curated record